Humulus lupulus (European hop) is the source of this 867-nucleotide messenger RNA. RefSeq names its product large ribosomal subunit protein uL18c-like. Gene Ontology annotation, biological process: translation. NCBI's taxonomy places the organism in Eukaryota, Viridiplantae, Streptophyta, Magnoliopsida, Rosales, Cannabaceae. The record is from RefSeq and is a predicted model, not a curated record. The coding region runs from base 183 to 653 and encodes 156 amino acids. Gene Ontology annotation, molecular function: structural constituent of ribosome; 5S rRNA binding. Gene Ontology annotation, cellular component: ribosome. The transcript is spliced from 4 exons.
UUACGUUUGGAAUUUAAAAAAAAUUAAGAAUGUUAUAUAACAUAGUAAAAUUUCCCUAACGUUAUCCAUUAUAGCGGGAGCGGCUUUGCCUUGGUCUCUCUUACUCUCACUCACUCGCUCUUCGGCCUCUCGUCUCGUCUUGCCUCUGUUUCUCUUCAGAUAGAAUUGAGUAGAAAAGAAGAAUGUCGAUGUCUACAUCAGCUAAUUCAAUUUCAUUCUUUGGGAUUGGGUCCAUUCCAAGGUUACCAUCCAUAACAAGACCUCAGUCACUUGUUGUGGUAGCCAAGGCCAAAACCAGACAAGAAGACAGAAUUGCCCGCCAUGCUCGUAUUAGAAAGAAGGUUGAAGGAACUACAGAAAGGCCAAGGUUAUGUGUUUUCCGCUCAAACAAGCAUCUGUAUGUCCAAGUAAUUGAUGACACCAAAAUGCACACCCUUGCUUCAGCUUCCACAGUGCAGAAACCCAUCUCUGAGGAGUUUGACUACUCUUCAGGUCCUACCAUUGAAGUAGCAAGAAAGGUUGGUGAAGUCAUAGCCAAGAGUUGUUUGGAGAAAGGGAUCACAAAGGUGGCCUUUGAUCGAGGUGGCUAUCCAUACCAUGGACGAGUGGAAGCCAUCGCCAGUGCAGCUCGGGAACAUGGACUUGAUUUUUAAGGUUCUUUUUUUGGUAGGUUUUCUUUUUGUACAAUUGUUUGUUUCAAUCUCUUGUAAAACCAUGUAAUAGAAGUGCACCGUCUGUAAACUUUUUCUUUCAAUGAACUGUUAGAACAUUUGGUGAUUUGAAUUCACUUUGUUUCCACCGAGAUUCAAACAAUGAGUGGGUUCAAACAAUGAGUGGACCUGAUCUUGGUUAUUUUUUCUUCGUCUA